Triticum aestivum (bread wheat) is the source of this 1019-nucleotide messenger RNA. Its product is annotated as E3 ubiquitin-protein ligase GW2. Bases 165 to 581 code for a protein of 138 amino acids. Gene Ontology annotation, cellular component: cytoplasm. Lineage: Eukaryota; Viridiplantae; Streptophyta; Magnoliopsida; Poales; Poaceae. The record is from RefSeq and is a predicted model, not a curated record. The transcript is spliced from 5 exons.
GCAGAGCCACCCCACCACCACCUCCACCCACCGACGGCCACCUCCCGCUCUGCUGCUCUGCUCCUUCCACACCCGCAGGCCACAGCGAUGCGGCUGUGGUGGGACUAUAAACUCGGUUCCGGCCGUAUCAGCUCAGUCUCCCACUCCCCGGGAUCGCAACCACAAUGGGCAACGCUGCGCCGCGCGGUCCGGCGGUGGAGGAGCGGCUGACGCAGCCGCGCCGCCUCGUCCGGCAGCUCUCCGACCUGGACUCCGACCGGCUCCGGCGGCUCAUCCGCUCCGGCGACCUCGCGCCGUGCUUCGACGCCGCCGAGGAGGACGGACGCGCAGUGGAGUGCCCCAUCUGCUUCCACUUCUACCCGAGUUUGAAUCGAUCCAAGUGCUGCGGCAAAGGGAUCUGCACAGAGUGCUUCUUGCAGUUGAUGCCGUCGAAGGCUUCCAAAGCUGUCCACUGCCCAUUCUGCAAAACCGCAGCCUACGCUGUCGAAUACCGCGGUGCUAGAACCUUGAGUGAGAAGAAACUUCAACGAGAACAAAACUUUUAUUCCGAAUUUCUUACAGGAAGAACAGAGCGUUUAUGAGGGUGCGACAAGAAUACAUUCCAAGAACGCCGGGGGACAUAUCCUACUACCAUAGAAGUUGCAAGCCCAAUUUUGCAGUGCUAAAAGCUCGCUUAGCAAACUGUUAAUUUUUAUGACCCCUGGAGAGAAAUUUCAAGGCUUCAUAUAUCAUUUGUCUGUACGAUUCUUAGACAAUGAUAAGAAUUGUUUUAGAUAUAGAUGUUUGCAGAACAGAGUAAAUGCUAGUACUCCAAACUGAAACAAAAAUAUUCUUCCAGAACGGUUCUGUAGCUUGCUCUGAAGAGAACGAUAAAAGUCCAAAGUUUUCAGGCCCUAAAUUAUAUUUGUGGCGUCCAGCCAUCAUGCAGCCGGAGUUGCUUUGAUUCCGGGCGGUGCACCUUGCCUGUUGCGGAAUCCCUGCCUGUAAUUCUUUUAUCUUUAUCAUUUCUACUUUGGUAA